AUGCGACUCCUCAACGUCCAUACAGUCAAGUUUGAAGUCUUUCACAGCGAACGGCCGAGAUAUGUCACGGCAUCGCACAGAUGGAGGGCAGGGGAGGAGGCCAUGCUUGGCCAUAUCCUGAACCAAGAGAAGACAGACACUAGCGGCUACAAGAAGAUCGAAGGCUUUGCGCGCUAUGUCCGAGAGCAUGUGAAGGGUGUGGACUGGCUGUGGGUGGACACUUGUUGCGUAAACCAAGACAGUAAUGUGGAAGUUACCGAAGCCGUCAAUUCCAUGUUCCAGUGGUAUGCUGAUGCAGAACUGUGCCUGGCAUAUCUGGCCGAUGUUCAGGACCCUGGAAAUCUGGAUGAAUUUGUUAAGAGUGUGUGGUUUGACCGUGGCUGGACACUCCAAGAACUGUUGGCGCCGCGCACUGUGCUCUUUGUGUCUAGUGAUUGGCGUGUUAUCGGUCACAAGGGUGAUGGCGCGAGCAGUGAAGAGCACAUCACUCAGGAGCUGGGGCCAUGUUUGAUAUCACGCAUCGCGAGCAGGACACGAAUCUCGGAAGAUGUGCUAAAAGAUUAUAGCCAGAGUAAAGCUCUCACAACAGAAGAAAAGCUUGCCUGGGCCACGAAUCGGCAGACGACCCGGCUUGAGGACAUGUACUAUAGCCUGCUCGGGAUCUUCGACGUGCGAAUGCGACUCGACUAUGGUGAGGGAAGGGUCUCUGCUCGAGAGAGAUUGCUGAAGCAUAUUUCCAAGAAAUCUCGACCGCCAGAAGACCUGAGGGAAGUCAUCCGCUGGCUCGCGCCGCCAAAUCCAUGGUCCAACCACACCUCUGCCAGGGACAGAUACGAGAGCGGCACAGGCGAAUGGCUGCUGCAAAGUCAGGAGUAUUGCGAUUGGAAGCAGGGUGAGACAAGACAUCUGGGACUGUAUGGAAAAGCCGGCUGCGGGAAGACAGUACUCUUCUCCACGGUCGUCGAAGACAUACGAGAGCAUUGCCGUGCAAGGACUGAGAUGGCUUACGCAGUGUUCUACUUCACAUUCUCUGACCGUGGAAAACAGACAUAUGACAAUCUAUUGUUGUCGCUAGUCGCUCAAUUGGCUGACUGUGACGCUGUGAUUGCUCAACUGUCUGACGCCUCCAGACGUGGUGCGCCAAGACGAGAAGACCUUGAAACGGCACUGGUGUCUGCUUUGAACACAUACUCGGAGGCGUACCUGCUCUUCGACGCCCUGGACGAAGUCCCAGAGGAAGAGGGUGUUCGCCAGCUUGUGCUUGACAAAUUGCUGUGGCUGUCGCGCAAAGCGCCGUCCUGCAAGAUCUUGGCCACGAGCCGAGAGUCGCAGCAUAUCAAGCUGUCUGCUGAAGCUUUGGGUGCGGUGUGUAUUACUCUGGAUCCCAACGCCGUCAAUAGCGAUAUACAUUUGUACGUGUCAAGCCUACUACGGUCUCAUUCAAGACUCUCUCGGCUCCCAAAAUCAUCUCAGGCGAUGAUCGAGCAGAAAAUGAGAGAGGGAUCUGAUGCCACGUUUCGAUGGGCAUAUUGCCAGAUGCAAAGCAUAACGAAUCUGAAAUCAACCAGACAAAGUCAUCUAGAAAGGGUUUUGAAAGAUCUGCCUAACACUCUCGAUGAGACAUACAUUCGAAUGCUGGAGGCGAUCGAUGGAGAGCUCCGUGAGGAUGCCCUGGCUCUGCUGCAAUGGAUUGCCUACUCGGAGAGGCCAAUGACCUUGGUGGAGCUCAUAGAGGCAACCAUCGUCGACCAGUCUGGACAGGGUGCUGUGAAGGUUGUGGAUCGUGGCGGUAUUGACGAUGUAGUCGAUUUGCUGCAGGGUCUGGUCACAAUCAUAUAUCGCAACGACCCAUACGCUUUCCCCGCCUCACACAUCGAAUCUACGCAGCCCGAGGAACAGACACAUCGGAAGCCACAGCCGUAUGACGAGCUCAGAUUUGCCCAUUUCUCAGUCAAGGAGUUUCUGGAGUCGAGUCGUGUACUCGUGAUCGGGGGCGGGUUAAGUGAGUUCCAUCUUGAGAGUGCCAGAGGCCAUAGAUUUCUCGCGCAGAGUUGCUUGACCUAUCUGAUAUGGUACACUUCUGAACAAAGCAUGGUUCAUCAUGCUUCGUGCGAAGAAUUCGACAUGGGAAUGUCGUACAACAACCUGCCAUUACUGCGCUACAGUGCGGAUACCUGGGCUUAUCAUUCAUAUCGGCAAUCGAUUGGUAGCCUCGAGCGCGAGCUUCAUCUGCUGACCGAUCAGACUUCUAUGACAUUGUGGCGCAAAGCUCGUUCUCUAGAUGUCCCAACAUACCAUCAGUCCAGUCUGUCCGGGUUAUACUACGCAAGCUACUUUGGACUGUUGGAAGUCGCUAGUGCUCUGAUCCGACGAGGCGAGGAUGUCGAUGGCGCUGGUGGGCAUCUUGGGCGCCCUUUACAAGCUGCGUCAUUCGGAGGACACGGACGUAUUGUACAGCUUUUGCUUGGAGCAGGCGCGGAUGUGAACGCCGAAGGCCAUGUCUGGGGCACCGCGUUGGUGGCAGCUUCACUGGGCGGUCGAGAGGACAUAGUGCAGAUUCUUCUACAACAGGGCGCAGAUGUAAAUGCGCAAGGAGCGGGGAUGGGGAAUGCACUACGAGCGGCUACGGGAAGUGGUUCUUUACCGAUAAUAUUACGUCUGCUUGACGCAGGAGCAGACGUGGGGGCCCAUAGUCGACGACUAGGAUCUGCGCUUGACGCCGCUUCGCAGGGGGGCCACCUUGAAGCUAUGCGAUUGCUUCUGGCUCGUGGAGCUAAUGUAUCGCUGGAAGAUGAGUACGGACGCACAGCAAUCCACCGAGCUGUACGUCAUGGUCGUACUGCGGCAUUCUCGGUGCUCAUUCAUUUUGGCGGCGUGUCAAAAAAGCACGAUGCCUACGGACGCAAUACUUUAGCCUGGAAGUCCAUCGGAGCACAAGAAAGUUUGAUGGAAGAGCUUGCAUGGCCGGUUGACGAUGGACUACCAGACGUUGGUGUACUCCUUCGCCAGGACAAACUUGGCUGUUCUUCCCUGCAUCAUUUCGCCAUGGUCUGGAGAGAGAAAGGGCUUCACGGUGUGAACAUGAUACUGAGAGCUGGUGUGUCUCCUGACUUAGCAGACUCGCAAGGAUGGACGGCCUUGCAUUGGGCAGCGCUCGCAGGUAAUACGGAGGUGAUGAGAGCACUGAUCGAGGCUGGAGCCAAGUCAGACUUGCCGGACAACCGUGGCUGGACAGCAGACGUACUGGCGCGCAUCAGCGGUCAUGAAUAUGCUCUCAAAGCGCUGCAUCCAUUCAUCAAAGACGGAGGAAGCGCUUCUAGUCAAUCACACGCUCUAUGGCUAGGUAGAUUGUGUGAUUGUUGUGAUCUGGUAAGUCCUCGUAUGGUGCAGAAAGAUGAUUUUCAGCUGACGUCGUUGGAGAAUCGUUGCGGCUAUGCCUACCACUGCAUGACAUGUGAAGACUACAACCUAUGUUUUCGCUGCCACUGGGACGUGGACAAUUUUCAUCCACAGCACGACUUUGAGCAACUUGUCAGGAUUUGCAUAUGCAGUCCAACAGAGACCGAGGAGGACUGCGAUGCAAUGGGCGAAUGCUACCAUUCGGUGGUCAUCAACGCACCGGGAAAGCAUGAUCCAGAAUUUGGCUUCGUAGAACGCAAGAAAAGGCCACGAAACCGCGAUCCAGGACUCGUCUUCGUAGAACGCAGAAAAAGGCUACGUAGCGAGGACGACUGA
Messenger RNA from Recurvomyces mirabilis, 3735 nucleotides. RefSeq lists its product as uncharacterized. The record is from RefSeq and is a predicted model, not a curated record. Gene Ontology annotation, molecular function: protein binding. Lineage: Eukaryota; Fungi; Ascomycota; Dothideomycetes; Mycosphaerellales; Teratosphaeriaceae. The coding region runs from base 1 to 3735 and encodes 1244 amino acids. The transcript is spliced from 2 exons.